Anolis sagrei ordinatus is the source of this 1476-nucleotide messenger RNA. The record is from RefSeq and is a predicted model, not a curated record. NCBI's taxonomy places the organism in Eukaryota, Metazoa, Chordata, Lepidosauria, Squamata, Anolidae.
AUGGAGCUUGAAUGGGUGCUGAGCAUCUCAUUGGGCAUUUGCCUGGUCCUCGUCUCUGCAUGGAAAUGGAAACACAAGGAGGCGAGGUUUCCACCUGGGCCAAUGCCCCUGCCCUUCCUUGGCAACCUACUUCAGCUGAACCCCAAGGAUCUUCCCAAGUCCCUCCUGGCGCUGAGUCAAAAAUAUGGUCCAGUAUACACUUUGUACCUGGGCCCCCGACGGGUUGUGGUUCUUUGUGGGCAUGAAGCACUGAAGGAAGCUCUGGUGGACCAUGGUGAACAGUUCUGUGGAAGGGGAAAGAUAGCUCCUGUUGAACGGACCUUCAAAGGUUCGGGAAUUGUUAUGGCCAAUGGAGAGCGCUGGAAGAAGCUCCGUCACUUCACUCUCGUCACGUUGAAGAAUUUUGGGAUGGGGAAAUGCUCCAUUGAAGAGCGAAUCCAGGAAGAAGCGCAGUAUCUGCUAGAGAAAUUUAGAAAAACCAAAGGUCUGCCAUUUGACCCCACCUACCUUCUAAGCUGCACAACUUCCAACAUUAUUUGCUCCAUUGUCUUUGGCAGACGUUUUGAGUAUGAAGACAAAACUUUUCUCUCCAUGUUGGAUCUGACAAACAAAUUAUUUUUUGAGUUGAGCACUCCUUGGGCAAAGCUGUAUGAUAUGUAUUCUGGCAUCAUGCAGUACUUACCUGGGGGAGACAGUCGUAUCUACAACCCCCUACAGGAGCUGAAAGCCUUGAUUGAUGAAAGAAUCAAAAUCAACCAGGAGACCUUAGAUCUCAAAAACCCAAGAGACUUUAUUGAUUGCUUCCUCAUUGAAAUGGAGAAGGAAAAAGGAAACCCUUCCCCUGAAUUCACAGUGAACAGCUUGACCCUCACAGCUCUCAACUUAUUCACAGCUGGGACAGACACUGUCAGCUCCACCCUGAAAUAUGCACUUCUCUUGAUGAUGAAAUACCCAGAAAUGGAAGAGAAAGUGCACCAAGAAAUUGACAAUGUUAUUGGUUGCAAUCGUGUCCCUGCUGUCAAGGACAGGGUGAACAUGCCCUACACAAAUGCUGUCAUCCAUGAGAUCCAAAGGCUGGUAGAUAUCCUCCCUGCAGGACUGCCUCAUAAGGUGACUGAAGACACUCAGUUCUGUGGCUACCUUCUUCCCAAGGAUACUAACAUCAUUACCUUACUAGGCUCAGCUUUGCAUGACCCCAAAUAUUUCAGUGACCCUGAGACAUUCAACCCUGAGCACUUUCUGGAUGAAGAAGGAAGUUUUAAGAAGAAUGAUGCUUUUGUGCCAUUCUCCUCAGGGAAACGUGUGUGCGUAGGAGAAUCUAUGGCCCGGAUGGAGCUCUUCUUGUAUUUCACCACCAUCCUGCAAAGCUUCACAUUGAAAUCCUCUCUUGCACCCACAGAUAUUGACAUUACUCCUCAACAAAAUGGCUUUUUAAACGUUCCUCCCAUCUAUGAGCUGUGUUUGAUCCCUCGCUAA